AUGGAGGACUACAAAUAUUUGUUUAAAGUCGUUUUGGUGGGUAAUGCGGGUGUUGGAAAGACAUGUUUGGUCAGGAAGUUCACUCAGGUAACUUUUAUGUUGGUUAUUUUAUUCUGAUUUUAGGGAAUAUUUCCUCCUGGACAAAGUGCGACGAUUGGAGUUGACUUUAUGAUCAAAACAGUAAAAGUUGAAGAAGAUAAAAUAAAGGUAAGUAAGGUCUUGUAGUUAAAGAUAGUUUUAGUUACAAAUAUGGGACACUGCCGGUCAAGAGAGGUUCAGAUCAAUCACUCAGAGCUAUUAUCGAUCAGCACAUGCGAUUGUUUUAGUCUACGAUGUGGCUUGUCAGCCGAGUUUUGACUGUUUACCCGAAUGGCUGGGCGAAAUUGAGCAAUAUGCAAAUAGAAAAGUUUUGAAAAUACUUGUGGGUAAGUGGUUGAGAUAAUGCCUUUUAUUUGGUGAACUAUGAUUGCUUUUUAAUUAAUAAGAUAACGAAUUUCAGUUUAACUUAAUGUUACUAUUUUUUUAAGUUAGAUAAUAAAUUACAUAUUGGUUGUUUCUUAUUUUUCAGCGUUUUUUAAAACAUAUGCGGGAUAUUCUAAAUUAGGUUAUAUUAAAUUUUGAAUACAGAUACUGAUUGUCUAUAUUUUAGGUAACAAAGUAGAUAAGGACGAUGAAAGAGAAGUGCCUGAAAGGAUUGGGAAGAACUUUGCAGAUGCAAAUGGCUUUGAUUACUUUCUAGAGACGUCAGCUUUAGAUGCCACGAAUGUAGAUACACUGUUUCAAGAAGUGGCAACGCGCUUAACGAACGAUAUGAAGAACAGCGACGAAAUGUAAGUAUCAUUACUUUGUUUUGUGUUUUUAAUACCAAAAUUUGUCUAAAAUAUGGAUUUUUUAAGUUAGACAAGAAUGUAGGAUAUAUAAAGUUUGUGAAGUCAUUUUGAAUUGUUGUAGUAGGUUACGUUUCAGAUGUUAUAGUAUAAUUCUGUAAUAUUUCGUUAUAUUUGAGUACUUGGUUUUUUUGAUGGUUAUUGUAACAUUUUAAAAAUUAGACUUUAAAACGAGAUUUUAAUGUUACUUUUAAUUUAGUUAUAAUGGAAACAAGAGUAAUGCGGGAUACGGUGGCAUUUCGUUAAUGGACAGAGCUCAACAACAGGUCAACAGUUGCUGUGGUCGGACAUGA
Molecule: messenger RNA, 1180 nt
Organism: Bursaphelenchus okinawaensis
Lineage: Eukaryota; Metazoa; Nematoda; Chromadorea; Rhabditida; Aphelenchoididae
Source: the annotation of a GenBank genome assembly